CUCAUUCAAUUUGUUUUAUUUAAUUUUAAUGUUUUUCUAUUGGAUGUUUUAAUUUGGUGUUUAUUUGCUUUUGGCCAGUUCUCCCUUGAAAACGAGGUUUUUAAUAUCAACGGGACUUCCUGUUUAAAUAAAAGUUAAAUAAAAAAUAAAAAGGUUUUUACUCAGUGUGGAAAAGAAAGGAAAUGGGUGGGAAGUUACUUUGACUUUUCUUUUGAAAACUAAAGAUAAUUCUUUCCUGAUGUAAAAUGUUUUACACUAAUUUACUGCAUAUGAAAGAACAUUAAAUAACCUACAAUGUCUAUUUGCUUAAUUCACACCCUUUCCGAACCCCUUCCUUCUUUUCCUGCACCUGGGUGCCCCCCUCCUCUUCUCACUGCUCUGGUGCAGCCCACCACCACACGCUCAAGCUGAAAAAGGCGAGAGGGAAGAAAACUCAACAGUAAAAAAGUCAAGAAAGAGAAGAAGACGUGACAGCAGAGGGAAAACAACACUGAGGGUCACUUUUCACUAUUUGUGGCUGAACUUCACUGAGUGAUGGAAGAAAAACCAUUGAAAGAGUGGGAUAGUAAUGUAUUUGAUUGCUUUGAGGAUCCACAAACCUGUUGCUAUGGGUGUUGGUGUGGACCCUGCUUGGCCUGUACAGUUACAGGACGAUUUGGAGAAAACAGAUGGCUGCCAUUAAUUGAUAUAUGUAGCAAUAUGCUCUACUUCGGAAGCCCCAUAUUUGUUCCUCCUGCAGCCUUGACUGUAAGAGUCGCCAUGAGAAAUAAGUACGGCAUCAAGGGCUCCAUUUUGGAGGACAUUGCUAUCUCCUGUUGCUGUGCGACUUGCUCCUGGUGUCAGAUGCACCGGGAGUUAAAAAGUCGCAAGCAAAACCCGGUCAUCAUAAACACGUUGUCUCAGAAUGUUGUCAGCAUGCAGCCUGCUGCUGUGAUGAUGCCUGUGAACCCUCUGCCUGUUCCAACUGUCCAGGCUCCACUGCUUCCCAACUAUUAACUAACUUGGUGUGGUUGUAGUUGAGCAUAUUUCUGAACACAGUUUAAAAGCAACAUAUUGCAAAAGUUAAUAAUUGUUGUGGUUUGAUAAACAGCUGAAACAGAUUUAAUCYGACUUUAAAACUCUGGUCUGAGAAUUGUGGACAGUAUGCGUUUCAGUGUUAAUUUUUUUUUUCAUUAAGUAAAUUCGAGGUGAUUUUUUUUUAGUUAGAACUUGAUUUGGAAUUUAACUGUUUAUUUGCUGUAUGAUUUAAGUUGUGGUAUUGAUGAUACACAUUUCAUUUGUUCAAUAAACACAAAUCAGAAACUCUGUUUUUAAAAUUUUUUUUCUCAGAAUCAGAAAUACUUUAUUGAUCUCAAAGAGAAAUUAGAGUUGUUACAGCUGCAACCUGUUACCUGUUUUCCACCUUAUAACUUAGAAUAACACUCAGGUGUGGAGGAGGACAGCUGUAGUCUCUGUCUUCAGUUCAUCUCAGACCCCUUGUCAGAGUGGACAUUAAAU
Austrofundulus limnaeus is the source of this 1497-nucleotide messenger RNA. RefSeq names its product cornifelin homolog B. The record is from RefSeq and is a predicted model, not a curated record. The transcript is spliced from 4 exons. Bases 535 to 996 code for a protein of 153 amino acids. Lineage: Eukaryota; Metazoa; Chordata; Actinopteri; Cyprinodontiformes; Rivulidae.